GGAACUCAGGUUUUAUGUAGCCAAGAACUACACAUUGUUUGUGUUUGAUAAUUUUGUUGCUAUGUUGCUUUUGUCAACAAUACUGCCUUUUGUAUUCUUUGUUUUGGCAGGUUCAAAGGAUGUUGUUGGCUCCUCGCGGUCCUCACUCACUUUAAGUAAUUGGUUUUAUCGAUCGAUUUUAUUUUAACAUGUCAGGUAAGUUUUUUUUCUCUUCCUAAGGGGGAUAGUGUGAUGUUGCUACAUCACACGUGCGUUGUUUUUCUACUCCUCAAUAGUAUUUUCAGUUUUCGUUCGUUUAACCGCAAUAGCCUUUCCCUACAUUUAGCUUGAUCAACUAAUUUUUUCUUAUCGAUUAUCCCCACCCUAACUUUAACCGUAUAUCACUUUGCUCCUUUCCGCGUGCCUCCUUGGCGUCAGUCGAGGAAGCUACCGUGAGAGAGAAGCAUUGCUCUCAUUUUUUAAUAACUUCAAGGCGACGGCCUUCCUGCUCAGCGAUUGUCCCCCUUUUUUUUACAAGAAACAAGUAUGGAGACUCAUUUUGUUAAAAAAAAUCUAAUCGAUUAAUUUCAAGACUCGACCACAUUCCAUUAAUAUAAAGUAAACAAGUCCUGGCACGUGUUCCUGUCGCCAAUGAUUUGGUGUGAUUUCUGCAGCCAUGUUGUGCAUGCGGCACAACUCAGAUGAUUUUUUAUUUUUUAAGAACUGGAAUCCAUCUUCCUUCGAAAUGAAUGUUAUCAAUUUUGUCUAAGAUGUGAGUUUUUCCCCACGAGAUCCCGUAUGUGUUAACACCACCUGUCCGGAGCCACCUGCAUCCAAGAACCCGUGAUAAGAAGAAAAAAAUAAAGUUUCUUAAAAUUUCCUAAAAGGAGUCUCUUCAAUCCUCUCUCUUCAAUUCAUAUCCUGUGUGCACCAUUAGACCACACGAUCCUGGAGAUCCUUCUGGAACGAAGGAUCAGAGCAUUAAAGUUUUUAUGAUAAUCCAUCAACGUCAGAAUGGUCAGUUUUCAAGGUUUGAAAGAUUUUUUCUUCAAUGAAGAUCCAGAUAACCUUGAAAAGAUUGGGAGCUUCUACACUAUAAUAUCCAUAGUGUGUGGCUAUGUGGUAUUCGUGACAUACGUGGGUCCCCGACUCAUGAGAGGCCGGAAGCCAUUCAAACUGAACAAGAUAUUGAUCACAUACAAUGCAUGCAUCGUUCUAAUAAAUGCUUUCAUCACAUACAAAAUUGGAACACACACUUACCCUCGCCUCUACAUGAUGUGCUGGUCUAGAGAUUCUUAUGAUAUUGAUUAUCACAUAAAGUACAUAUUCAAGUAUGCUUGGUGGUUCUAUCUUAGCAAAUACGCUGAUCUUCUUGAUACAUUGUUUUUCGUUUUGAGGAAAAAAUGGCGACAGAUUUCAUUCCUACAUGUUUUUCAUCAUGGUACUAUCGUCUUUGUAUGUUGGUUGGGAAUUUAUUUAAAGCAUCGUGGAUUGUAUUUAGCAUUUGGAAUGCCAAUCAAUGCAUUUAUUCACGUUUGUACUUAUUCUUACUACACGCUGGCAGCAUUUGGACCUCGUAUGCAAAAGUUCCUUUGGUGGAAGAAAUACUUGACAUUCCUUCAAGUUGGUCAGUUCAUCGUGGGACUUAUUUUCAUAUUUUCGACUAUUGCUCUUGGAUGUGAAGAAUUGGAACCCAUUUUUAUUAUUGUCAUACCAUUCGGAAUAACUCUUUUACUUUUAUUUGUUAACUUUUACAACAAAAACUAUGUUAAAUCAGACUAAAAACAAUUCAUUACUUGGGAUGUAAUAUUUCAUUCUUUUAUUUGAAAUUAAUUCAUAUAGGACAUAUUAAUAAGCAAUUAUAAAAUAAUACGUAAAACUUAUACUUAAAGGUAUACAUUUCUUUUAUGAAAAUACAACACUAUCAAGCUAUUCUACUAUCUUCUCGGAAACUCAAUUACUUUCAAUAUCCAGAUUUUACAGAGAAAAGUGAAAUGAAUGGAUUUUUAAGAAGUGGGCGAGUUCUGUAAAACGGAGUCAGUGAAGUCACUCUGAAUGGUUAAAGCAGAUGACUUAAAUUAAACGAAUUCAAUCCAUUUCAUUCUUAAAUAGAAGUUUUUACCAAUUAAUUUAAAAAUUCUAUUUCCCUAACUUACCCACGACAUUCACUUUUAAAUUAUAAAUUUUAAACUCAACGAAUGUUAAUGGUAGUUUUUAACUAAUUAAACUGGUGAUAAUCAUAAUUAUUUGUAAUCUUGGAUUCAUUAUUGAAACAGAAGUUGAAUUCUAGUUGUAUGAAACUUCAUAUAUUUCUCUGUUGCUGUCAUUAUGCCAGCAAUGGUUAUAGUGGCAUAAAUUACGAUUAUUAUUAUGAUCAAUCUAAUUAAUAUCGUUGCGAUUAUUAUUAUCAUAAAUUAUGAUUAGUUAAAGGUAUGAUUGUUUACUUUUGUUAUUGUUUACUUUUUGGACUUUUACACGAAUCAAAAACGAUACUUAGAAGGAAUGCUAAUGAUAUCAUAUUUCUGUUUUAAUAUUUUAGUUAUGAAUUAUUUGCAUGAAAUGUUUUUGAGAAUUUUGUAAUAAAUGUUUAGUGCCGUAAAAGAGAGUUGAAUGACUCCUUCUUCAAAUUGAAUGCGAAAAAAUAAUUGUUAAAUAAAACCUUAUUUAUAUGCUCUGUUAUAUUAUUUUCUUAAUAAAAUAUAAUGUAUUAUUGUUACUUUUUAAUAUGUUGUAUUACUGUUAAUAUAAUGUAUUAUUGUCUGCUUUCUGGAAUCUUACAUGAAUCAUCAACCAUAUUUAAAAGAAACGCUAAUGAUAUCAUAUUUCUGUUUUAAUAUUUUAGAUAUGAAUUAUUUGCAUGUAAUAUUUUUGAGAAUUAUGUAACAAAUUUUUAGUGCCGUAAAAGAGAGUUGAAUGACUCCAUCUUGAAAUUAAAUGCGUAAAAAUAAUAAUUGUUAAAUAAAACCUGAUUUAUAUGCUCUGUAAUAUUAUUUUCUUAAUAAAAUAUAAUGUAUUUUGAUAAUGUAUAAUUGUUACUUUUUAAAUGUAUUAUUUUUACUUUUAAAAUGUAUUAUUGUUACUUUUUAAAUGUUUUAUUGUUUGCUUUUUGGACUUUAACGUGAAUCAUCAACGAAGCUUAAAAGGAAUGUUAAUGAUAUCAUAUUUUUGUUUUAAUAUUUUAGUUACGAAUUAUUUGCAUGUAAUGUUUUUGAGUAUUUUGCAACAAAAUUUUAGUGCCGUAAACGAGAGUUAAAUGACUCCUUCUUGAAAUCGAAUGCGUAAAAAUAGUUGUUAAAUAAAACCUUUUAAUUUAUA
Parasteatoda tepidariorum (common house spider) is the source of this 3294-nucleotide messenger RNA. RefSeq names its product very long chain fatty acid elongase 4. Gene Ontology annotation, cellular component: endoplasmic reticulum membrane. Gene Ontology annotation, biological process: fatty acid elongation, polyunsaturated fatty acid; very long-chain fatty acid biosynthetic process; fatty acid elongation, saturated fatty acid. The record is from RefSeq and is a predicted model, not a curated record. Gene Ontology annotation, molecular function: fatty acid elongase activity. Lineage: Eukaryota; Metazoa; Arthropoda; Arachnida; Araneae; Theridiidae.